AUUUCAGAUAUGGUAUAUUUUUCUAUUUUUCAGGAAGCAUGCAGGGAGAUAAGAUACAGAGUGCUAGAGAGGCUCUGCUACUUUUCCUGAUGAGUUUACCAGCUGAUUGUUACUUUAAUAUUGUUAGUUUCGGUUCAUUUUUUAACUCCCUUUUCCCUACGGAAAGUAAGAAAUACAGUAGUGAAAGUUUAGAUGAAGCUUUUACACUACAGAAAACCAUGGAGGCUGAUAUGUAUGGCACAGAGAUACAGAAACCUUUGACCCAUGUCUUUAAUAUGGACCCCAUAGAGGGACAUCCUCGCAGGGUGUUUGUGUUAACAGAUGGAGAAGUGGAUGAUAUAAGAUGUGUAACACAGCUUGUGAAAACACAUACACAUAACUCUGAUACCAGGGUUUUUGCUCUUGGUAUUGGUGUUGGUGCCUCAACUGCACUAGUUAAAGGUAUUGCCAAUAAUGGAGGUGGCAAGUCUGAAUUGGUAGUGGAGGAGGAAAGACUCCAUUCUAAGGUGAUUUCAUUGUUGAAAUAUGCCAUGCAACCAGCCAUUACAGAUGUUAGAAUAGACUGGGACCUACCUGCUGGACUGACCCCAAUUACCAUUCCAUCAGAACCACCUGUUAAUAUAUACGCUGGAGAAAGACUCACCUUGUUUACAAUACUUCGAGGAUAUUGUGCUAAUCACAACAAUGCAUCUGGGUCAGUAACAUUGAAUGGUCAACAAAGUGGAAAUCCAGUCUCGUAUAAAAUGACCUUCACCUUGCAAAAUACAAAUGAAUUAAGCACAUCUGCACCUAUUCAUCGGCUAGCAACAAAAGCUCAAAUCAAACUUCUGCAGGAUACAGUUAAUGCAGAUGUUUUAAUUUUGAAUCCAAAUCAAGUGGAAGAACUUUGUGUGAGGAUAGUCAGUUUAAGUUGUCUAGGCAAUGUUGUGUCAAGGUAUACAGCCUUUGUUGCCAUAGAUACCAAAGGUAAAAAGGUGAUUGGUGACAAGAAGACAAGGAAGUGCCCAGUACCAAUGAACACUGUAGAAUAUAGGGAUGGCAUGUAUGAUGCUAAAUUAAUGAAGGAAGGAGUUACAGACCAAAGCCUGUACUCGGCAGCAAUAAGAAAAACCUGUGUACAGCGUAUGAAAUUGACAAAAAAGCAUCAGCGAAUGUUAGAUGAAGAUGAGGAAAAGUGGGUUAAAGAUGGCUCUGACUCUCGGUUUUGCCGCCAUUCCCGGAGAAGGGCAAAGUUGUCAUGCUGUAAAAUUAAACUGCCUAAAUUUUCACAGUUAUUUUCAAACAGAAGGCAAAGGAAAGACAAUGUUCGUCCUAAAAGACAUGAACAAGCUGGGGCAGCAUCAGAUGAAGACUAUGCACAAAUAUCAAGCAGUAUGUUAAAGAUGGACAUUUCUGAUAAUCAAACUAGAAAUCUCCCAUCAGAUGAUGAUAUGUUGACAGUGAUCUCAUUACAACAAUUAGACGGACAAUGGAUUUCAUCUGAGAAAACUACUUAACACCCUU
Ruditapes philippinarum (Manila clam) is the source of this 1503-nucleotide messenger RNA. Its product is annotated as von Willebrand factor A domain-containing protein 5A-like. The record is from RefSeq and is a predicted model, not a curated record. The coding region runs from base 39 to 1496 and encodes 485 amino acids. The transcript has 11 exons. Lineage: Eukaryota; Metazoa; Mollusca; Bivalvia; Venerida; Veneridae.